This is a messenger RNA of Mytilus californianus (California mussel), 1028 nucleotides long. RefSeq lists its product as uncharacterized. The record is from RefSeq and is a predicted model, not a curated record. The transcript is spliced from 9 exons. Bases 69 to 1013 code for a protein of 314 amino acids. NCBI's taxonomy places the organism in Eukaryota, Metazoa, Mollusca, Bivalvia, Mytilida, Mytilidae.
GAUAAACAAAUACACUUCUAUUUUUAGAAGAACAUGUAGAUAAAUAGGCCGUUAUUAUUAACAACGAAAUGGCGACAAGGACAGUAAAACUUGGUACACAAACGGUGGAGUUUCCAUCAGAUAGACUACAGCAGCUUAAAGAUUGCAAUCACUUGUUGUCUGAUGUAGAGGCGUUACACAAGGAAAUACAGACAAAAGGAUACUUAUUUAUUCGGGGUUUACAUUACCGACAAGAAGUACUUAACGCACGACAAACUGUACUAGAAUACGUCAAAGAACAGGGCAAUGGAAAAUUAGUUGACCCUUGGCCUGAAGGAGUAUUGGAGGCUAGAUGUGGUCAAGGAUGUAUUCCUUUUAUGGAGGGAGACAGAAAAAUAACACACGCAGAAAAUAUUCAAAAAGUUUUGGAAGGUCCUAGACCAAAAGAUUUCUUCAGAAGAUUUUUGGGCGAGGAACCAAGAACUUUCGAUUUUAAAUGGUUAAGAGGUAUAUACAGAGAGGCAUUCACUGGUGUCCACGUUGACCGUGUUUACAUGAACAGAGGAACACCAAAUCUUUACACAAUGUGGACUCCGUUUGGAGAUGUAACACUUGAAAUGGGAUGUUUAGCUGUAUGUGAAGGUUCUAAUUCUCUAGAAAGUUUUCAAUACUUCCAGAAAACAUAUGGACAUUUAGAUGUUGAAGCUGCCAAACUUAAAGGAACUGGAUGGUUUACUACUGAUCCAUGGGAAAUAACAGAGAAAUUUGGAGGACAAUGGAAAACAUCAGACUUCAAAGCAGGAGAUGUGUUAAUCUUUACCAUGGGGGCAGCGCACAUGUCUACAGCUAACUUAACAGACUUGCUCAGAAUCAGUUGUGAUACAAGAUGGCAAAGAGUAAGUGAGAAAGCAGAUGAAAGAUACAUGGGUGAUAAUUUUGGACAAAAAGUUAAAUUUGGUCUACACUUCAAAGAUGAUAAAAGUGAUGAAGAAGAAGUGACAAUAGAAAAACUGAAGAAGACCUGGGGCAUUUAAAAAUGAUGCAAAAAU